GAAUUUUUUUACAAACUACGGAAAUUUAAUCGGAAAUUUUAAAUAAUUAUUUUUAACCUAUAUUAAUGCAAAAAUUUAUUAUUUUUGCUUAAAAAACUUCUAUGUUUUUAGCCCCAAACACUUAAAUAUGUUAAAAUUGUUUAACUUACUCUAAAAUUGUGUUAAAACAAUAGUAAAGGUGUGUGAAAAAAAUCUUAGGGAGCUGUCGUCUGACAACCAACCAAACACAAGAAGAGGAAGAGACACGUCUGUCUGGGGUCAAGAUUUACUUUUGGUCAAAAAGACAAAAAAAAAGAGAAAAGAAACACCGACCACAACGGCAAUUUAGAAACACCAAGUUAAUAAUUUGUAAAUAUAAAGAAAAUCUAUUUUUUAUAACGCUAAGUAAACAUGAUGGAGGACGGUCUGACAAAUGAACAAACUGAAAAAGUUUUGCAAUUUCAAGAUCUAACAGGCAUUGAAGAUAUGAGCGUAUGUCGGGAUGUUUUAAUCAGACAUCAAUGGGACUUAGAGGUUGCCGUACAAGAACAAAUGAACAUACGUGAAGGUAGGCCCUCUUCAUUUGUCGGCUCUAGAGAUGUACGAGCGCCAGCUGUUAUAAAUGAUCGUUUUCUACAGCAAAUUUUUUCCGCCACAAUGCCGGGAGGACGUUCGGCGAGAAGUUCGACACCAGGUCCCAUGCCACGUAGUAUAACAGGCAUAAUAGGUUAUAUUAUCAAUAUGGUAUUCCAAUAUUGUUACUCAACAAUAUCAAGCAUUUUGAGUGCUUUUCUGGGAGGAAAUGAGGAGAGAAUUGUCACAGAUCCUUUGGGUGAUGUUAUGAGUUUUAUACGCUCCUACAGCGAACGAUAUCCUGAACAUCCGGUUUUCUAUCAGGGCACAUAUGCACAGGCCUUAAAUGAUGCCAAACAGGAACUGCGUUUCCUGUUAGUUUAUCUACACAAAGAUCCGACGAAAAAUUCUGAUGUCGAGACAUUCUGUAGCCAAACGUUGGCAAAUCGUACAGUAAUCGAUUUUAUAAAUCGUAAUACUUUAUUCUGGGGCUGUGAUGUUUCCUCUCCUGAAGGCUAUCGUGUGUCGCAUUCGAUAAACGCUCGCUCGUAUCCCAUUAUGGUUUUAAUAGCAUUAAGAGCUAAUCGUAUGGUGAUAAUGGGACGAUUUGAGGGUGAUUGUACUGCAGAUGAACUGGUAAAUCGUUUACAGACCGUUAUCAAUGCCAAUGAUGUAUGGUUGAGUCAAGCCAGAGCAGAUCGUUUAGAGCGUAAUCUAACGCAAACUCUGCGCCAGCAACAGGAUGAGGCAUAUCGUCAAAGUUUGAGAGCUGAUGAGGAAAAGGAACGCUUAAGGCAAUUAGAGCGAGAAAAGGAGAGAGAAGCAGAAGAGGCUUUAGAAAGGGAAAGACAAGCAGCAGAAAGGCGUAAAGAGGAAAUUGCUCAAUUGAAACUAGAUAUGGCAGAGCAAGUACCAUCAGAACCACCCGCCGAUGCUCCUAAUGCCAUAAGUGUGGUAUUUAAACUGCCAAAUGGUGCCCGUAUUGAACGUAGAUUCCUGCAAUCAAAUUCCUUAAUAGAUGUUUCCAAUUACUUAUUCUGCCAUCCCUCUUCACCGGAUGAGUUUGAAAUUACAACGAACUUUCCCAAACGUGUUAUAUAUUCCAAAUCAAAUGAUAUUGAUUGUGCUGCCUCAGCAAAUGCUAAUAAAACUUUAUCGGAUGUAGGUUUAAAGAAUCGUGAAGUACUUUUCGUCAAUGACUUGGAAGCGUAAUAUACAUUGUGCGAUGAUGUAUUAAGACGAAUUUUUUUUUAUAAAAUUCUUAACGCUUUUCCUCGAUUACAACAUGAAAAACGUCAACAAAUGAACAGAAUUAAAUUACAACAUCAAAACAAUCAUCUGUUAUCAUUUACAUCUCAUAUAACGGCAAAUAUUGUGUGUUUUCAAGACAUAAUUCCUUUUUAAAAGUAUAUACAGAAAAGAAAAAAAAGUAGCGUUGCAACGCCAUUGUAUGGAUAAAAUUCCUAAUUUUGUUAAUUUUUGAUUUGUAUUUAAUUUUUAUUAUUUUUUCCUCUAUUUAAUUUUUACUUACAAAAAAAGAAAGAUUUGUUUAUAAUUUAAAUUUAACUAAUUUCUAAAGUAUAAGCACAUUGCUGGAAAAUGUAAAAUAAUAAUAAAAAAAAAACGGAAAAUAUACUGUUUCUAGUAAUUUAACAAAUUUUAA
Messenger RNA from Lucilia cuprina (Australian sheep blowfly), 2215 nucleotides. RefSeq names its product FAS-associated factor 2 (gene Faf2). NCBI's taxonomy places the organism in Eukaryota, Metazoa, Arthropoda, Insecta, Diptera, Calliphoridae. Gene Ontology annotation, molecular function: ubiquitin binding. Gene Ontology annotation, cellular component: endoplasmic reticulum. The record is from RefSeq and is a predicted model, not a curated record. The transcript has 6 exons. Bases 391 to 1764 code for a protein of 457 amino acids.